This is a messenger RNA of Cladocopium goreaui, 2217 nucleotides long. The record is from the annotation of a GenBank genome assembly. NCBI's taxonomy places the organism in Eukaryota, Dinophyceae, Suessiales, Symbiodiniaceae.
AUGUUGGAGCGCCUCAGCAGCCAAGAUCUGCUGCCGUGGAUCCUGGGUUCCUUGGACGCCCGCCACGUCUGGCGCGUCGCCCGGGGCUGCGCGGAGCUGCGCAGAACGGCCACGAGGCCGCAGAGUUUGCUGACGCUGGCGGAGAGCUGCAAGGUCAUGGAAUCGAAAGAUCCGUCAGUUCGAGCUAUGCUGCCAAAGGAGAAACAAGAGUGGACCCUGGAACGCCUGCAUUUGUGCCAAGAGCCACCGUGUUUGGCAGCCAUAAGUUUUGCCUUCGCCAGUGAUGCCAUCACCAUCAAUGCACAUCAUGAGCUGGAAAGGAUUGCAGGGAUUCUCGUGAAGCAUCCGGGCCUGAGGCUGAGCAUCGUCGGCACGGCCCGCCCUGACGCGCCGCCGGAGCUGGGCCUGGCGCUGUCGCAGGCGCGCGCGGUGCGGGUGCGGUCGCACCUGCUGGGUCUGCUGUCGGAGCUGUCGGAGCUGAGCAGCUGCCAGUGGCAGGAGGAGGAGGCCAUGGACUGCGGCGUGCGUGCAGGUGGCUAUGACGAGGGUGAAGAGAUCGAGGAUGCCUUAGCCUUCUAUAGCUGCCAGCGUUGGGUGGGGGACCGCAUUCGGGCCAUUGGGCGUUGGGAGCGUCACCGCAUGCGGGCGCACCUGCUGUGCUACAGCACUGGGCAGUGCGCCACGAUUGACGUUGCGGGCUUUGACUGGGGAGCCUUUAUAGAAAAACGUCCCCGAUACUUGGACACCCUGCACUUCGCGAUGCCUGCAGCCGUUGUUGGCUCCAGGGCCGAUCAGAUUAGGAAGGUCUUCUUGGAGGCACCAGAGGAUUUGAGCGCCGAGGAUGUGCAAAGCAUGGAGGAGAGCCGGGAGGCGCAGGAGAUCAGCGUGGAGAUGCCGGAGCAGGUGCUGGAUGCGUUUCCGCCCAUCUCCUCCUUUGAGGACCUGCAAGGCAUCCUUCCAGACUAUGCCUACGAGGGCCUCAAUGCUAUGGGCAUUGAGGUGCCUAUGCCCAUCCAGGCCAGCUGGCCGCUGAUGGCCCUGGCGGGCCUGGACGUGGUCGGCAUCGCCAAGACCGGCAGUGGCAAAACUUUGGCCUACGUGCUGCCGGCCUUGGCGCACCUCGAGGCGCAAGCGCCCAAGCCCAAAGGUCAAGGGACGCCCUUGGCCUUGGUCCUGGCGCCCACGCGGGAGCUGGCGGUGCAGAUCGCCGACAUGGCCAAAGCGGUGACCCAAUUCUCCGGCAGUGGCAGCAAUCAUCCAGGCGGUCUGUCCUCGGCAGUUCUUUAUGGUGGUGGCCAGGGAAGCAAAGCCUGGCAGGUGGCGGAUGUCCGAAACGCAGGGCAUCUGGUGGCGGCAACACCGGGGCGCUUGCUGGAUGUCAUGGAUAGCAGCGAGGUGACCUUGGAGCGGGUGACCUUGCUGGUGCUGGACGAGGCGGAUCGGAUGUUGGAGUGCGGCUUCGAGGAGCAGGUGGGGCGCAUUGGAAAGACUGUCCGAAGUGACCGACAGACGCUGUUCUUUUCGGCGACAUGGCCCACUCAAGUGCAGCACAUGGCUCAACUAAUGUGCAGCAGCGAUCUGCCACCGGUGCGCAUCCUGGCGGGCCAGCGGACGGAUGGAGAAGGACCCACUUCGCGAGAGGAUAUCCUGCAGGAGGUGGUGGUCUUUGAGCAGCCCACAUGGGAGGAACGAGACAAUGCGAAGCAGGAACUUCUGUACGCGCACUUAAGAGAGGUUUUAUCGGACGAGUCGCACAAGACCUUGGUAUUUGUGAGCCGCAAAAAUUUGGCGGACACACUGGCGAACCGUUUGAAAAGCGAAGGCUUCCGUGCCAAUGUCAUGCAUGGGGGCAAGAGCCAAGAUUCGCGACUGAAUACCUUGGAGGGCUUCCGGAAUGGCGAGAUCCAACUGCUGGUGACCACCGACGUCAUGGGCCGCGGAUUGGACAUCCCCGGCAUCUCUCACGUGCCGUGGCGCAGAAAAGAUGGGGAUUUUACCAGAAAGCAACCCACUUUACCAUUAAAGGUGGGGAAAUCUGGUUUAAUGGGCUGGUUUCCCAUGCCAAGGAUGAGUAAAAUAAUUUGUGGAGAAAAACACUUUGGCAGGUCAGUUGAUUGCCCCAACUUUCCGAAUGUAAUUUGCCGUCAAGUUGGGAGUGGGGUAAUUGGGAUCAUGAACACGAUUGACAUUAUGGUGGAAAGGCAAAGGUAUGUAUGA